AUGUCGCCCUUUGUGUCACACCUCACUCUUAGGACGAUAUCGAAGUAUAAUCCCGUCGUCGACCCGAUCUUUGGCCGUACAUGCAUCCCGAAGGCGCUGUUCACGGCGCGGACAAUCGGCAUUCACGUAUAUCACCGCGUCUCACUCGUCCUCGCCGACACAACCGUGCUCGUCCUGACCUGGAUGAAAACGUUUAGACACUGGAGGGAAGCGCGCCGCAUCAUCAGAGCGUCGCUGGCGACGUGUCUGCUGCGUGACGGCACUAUCUAUUUCAUGUGA
Molecule: messenger RNA, 279 nt
Organism: Phanerochaete carnosa HHB-10118-sp
Lineage: Eukaryota; Fungi; Basidiomycota; Agaricomycetes; Polyporales; Phanerochaetaceae
Exons: 4
Coding region: 1-279 (92 amino acids)
Source: RefSeq, a predicted model, not a curated record